AUGCGUGCGCGACUCGAGUCCCUUCGUCGCUUCUCAUCCCUCCCUCUUCCCGCUUCGGCUCCUCUCCCGCAUCUCCUCUCCCUGCUGAGCCGAUGCUCCACCUUCGGCCACAUCGCCCAAACCCACGCCUUCAUGAUCGCCCGAGGCCUCCCCGGCGACAACCUCCUCCUCGCCAAGUUCCUCCACGCCUGCUCCUCCCUCGGCUUCCGGGGCCACGCCCUCCUCGCCUUCGACCGCGCUGAACGCCCCGACGUCUACCUUUUAAACACCAUGAUCCGAUGCCUCUGCCAAACGGACUCCGCCGAGCACGCCGUGUCUCUUUUUAACAGGAUUCAAGGCUCCGGCUUGAGGCCGGACACGUACUCCUUCCCCUUCGUGCUGAAGGCCGUCGCCCAUCUGGGAAUGCUUCAAUUGGGCCGAGAAGUCCAUGGCCAGAUCACUCGUUUCGGACUUGAUGCCGACAUCCACGUCUCGACCGCUCUUGUCGUCAUGUACUCCAAUUGUGGCGAAGUGAACGACGCACGCAAGCUGUUCGACGGAUUUCAGCUUAGAGACGUGGUGAUGUGGAAUGCAAUGACGGCGGGUUACGUCAAGGUCGGGGAUGUUGAUAGCGCACGUGACAUUUUUGAACAAAUGCCUAAGAGAAAUGUGGUCUCGUGGACGACAAUGAUAGCCGGCUUUGCUGAUGCAACCGGUUCGGAUGAGGCGAUCACCAUGUUUCGGAGGAUGCAGCUGGAAGGUGGUAUCGAGCCAGAUGAGGUGGCCUUGUUAGCCGUGCUCUCAGCUUGUGCCAAUUUAGGCGCUCUGGAUUUGGGGGAAUGGAUACAUAGCUUUAUAGGCAAGCGUGGGUUGUACAAAACCAUCCCUUUGAUGAAUUCACUGAUCGACAUGUAUGCUAAGUCUGGAUACAUUCACAAAUCCUUAGAGGUGUUUGAGGAUAUGAAACAGAGGAGUGUGGUCACUUGGACCACAAUGAUAGCAGGGUUUGCUUCCCAUGGGCUUGGUUUUGAAGCUCUCGAGCUGUUCCAUAGGAUGGAAAGAGAGCAUGUUCAGCCAAAUGACGUUACCUUCCUGGCUGUCCUAUCUGCUUGUAGCCAUAUCGGACUAACAGAUUUAGGGAGGUGGUAUUUCGACCGCAUGUAUUCGAAGUACAUGAUUAAACCAAGAAUUCAACACUACGGUUGUAUGAUUGACCUUCUUGGCCGUGCAGGUUGUUUGAGAGAGGCUAGAGAUCUGGUUAGACGUAUGCCUUUUGAACCAAAUGGAGCAAUAUGGGGAGCUCUUCUAGCUGCUGCUAGAAGCCAUGGUGAUGCUGAGCUUGGAGAACUUGCUUUAAGGCAUCUUGUUGAAAUUGAGCCACACAACAGCGGGAACUAUAUCCUUUUGUCUAAUAUUUAUGCAGCACAUGAGAUGUGGGAUGAUGUUGCUAAGCUGAGGAAGAUGAUGAAGGAGAGGGGAGUGAUGAAUGUGCCAGGUGCCAGUUCUAUCGAAGUGGAUGGAGCAGUCCACGAGUUUACAUCAAGAGAUGGAUCACAUCCCUACUUCAACAGGAUUUAUGAACUUCUGCAUGAGAUGUCUGGGCACUUAAAAAUGAUUGGUUAUGUCCCAAAACAUCAUUCAGUGGAGCAUCAGAGGAAGCUGUUCUUGUUGGAACCAGUGGUGAUGCUGUGCUUCCUCAUGACAGUGAUGUUCAAUGUUUUCAUCAGAGGAAGCCAACAUGCAGAAAAGAUAUCAUGUCCACAUGAAAAAUUGGUUGAUGCUGGGAACUACAGGAAGUGGAUGUGAAAGUCUUUUGCAAGAAUGAAAGAUAGUCAGAGAGCUAAUUUCUGAUGAGAAAAUCUUGAAGCUCAAGGUAUAAUUUCAUCUAUAAAAAAAUCUAUUUCAUCCACCUUUGACUUUUUCGACCUGACGUCCCCAAGGGCUGGCCAAGAUUUCAAAGUGUGGGCGUCAACUUAGCAUGUUCCUUCUUCAUUAUACUCACCUGAAUUACAGUUCUCUUGCCAACUAGGGUGUUGGAGAGAUGUUUUGAUUCUAUACUAUGCCAUCCAUUAACGUAGAAGAAAAGUUCAACUUCAUUAGAUGUUGCAAUUAUGACUCUGGUGAUUGAAGUUUCCUAAUU
Molecule: messenger RNA, 2119 nt
Organism: Musa acuminata subsp. malaccensis (wild Malaysian banana)
Lineage: Eukaryota; Viridiplantae; Streptophyta; Magnoliopsida; Zingiberales; Musaceae
Source: RefSeq, a predicted model, not a curated record